AUGAAGCAGAACUGGGCAUCAGGGCUGGAGGAGGACGCGUUAACGAGCUGCAGUAGGCAGAUAGGCUUUGUUGGCCGAAAGUCGGAGGACUGGCAGCCCUUGCGCUCGAAGAAGAGCAACGCCUACAGCCUUCGGUGGAUCACACGCCAACCCAAGGAAGAUGACAGCCGCGCAGCUGAGCCACCACGCAACAUCAUGAUCAACAGGGAAAAGGUGAACGGUGUCCCGAUUUCAUCGGACUUCGGUCCACAGUCAACACCCAUGGACGCUACCGUCAAGAACUCACGAAGCGAACCCGACCGGGAGAGGGUCCCUGCGCUGCGUCCCCGCCGGCCCCCCAGCAGCCUGCGGACCGGAGGGUCAAACCAGGCCGAACAGAGUCGAGGUGGAGGCCGAGCGGAGCCGAGCGGGGCCGGGCGGGACCGAAGGAGCCGAGUGGGCCGAGCGGGGCCGGAAAUAACCGAGCGGGACCGAGGAGAGCCGAAAGUGGCCGAGCAGGACCGAGGAGAGACGAGCGGGGCUGGGCGGGGCCUACCGCCGCCCGUGCUGCCCGGGCCUUUCUUUAUGCCGUCGGACCGAUCCACCGAGCGCUGCGAGACCGUGCUGGAGGGCGAGACCAUCUCGUGCUUCGUCGUGGGCGGCGAGAAGCGCCUGUGCCUGCCGCAGAUCCUCAACUCGGUGCUGCGGGACUUCUCGCUGCAGCAGAUCAACUCGGUGUGCGACGAGCUGCACAUCUACUGCUCGCGCUGCACGGCCGACCAGCUGGAGAUCCUCAAAGUCAUGGGCAUCCUGCCCUUCUCGGCGCCCUCGUGCGGGCUCAUCACCAAGACGGAUGCCGAGCGCCUGUGCAACGCGCUGCUCUACGGCGGCGCCUUCCCGCCGCCCUGCAAGAAGGAGCUGCCGGGCAGCGGCUCCUUGGCGCUGGGCCUGGAGCUCAGCGAGCGCAGCUUCAGGGUGUACCACGAGUGUUUCGGCAAGUGCAAGGGGCUGCUGGUGCCUGAGCUCUACAGCAGCCCCAGUGCCGCCUGCAUCCAGUGCCUCGACUGCCGCCUCAUGUACCCUCCACACAAGUUCGUGGUGCACUCGCACAAGGCGCUGGAGAACCGGACUUGCCACUGGGGCUUCGACUCGGCCAACUGGCGGGCCUACAUCCUGCUGAGCCAGGACUACACGGGCAAGGAGGAGCAGGCACGUCUGGGCCGCUGCCUGGACGACGUCAAGGAGAAGUUCGACUACGGCAACAAGUACAAGAGGCGAGUGCCCCGGGUGCCCUCUGAACCCCCGGCCUCCAUUAGGCCCAAGGCAGAUGACACCUCCUCCCAGUCACCUGCGGCCACAGAGAAGGACAAACAGUCCAGCUGGCUCCGGACGCUGGCUGGCUCCUCCAACAAGGGCCUGGGCUGCGUGCACCCUCGCCAGCGCCUCUCCGCCUUCCGACCCUGGUCCCCUGCAGUGUCCACCAGCGACAAGGAACUCCCCGCCCACCUCCCAGCACUGAUCCGAGACAGCUUCUACUCCUAUAAGAGCUUCGAGACAGCCGUGGCUCCCAAUGUGGCCCUUGCACCACCAGCCCAGCAGAAGGUUGUGACCAGCCCACCAUGUGCCACCGUCGUCUCCCGGGCCCCCGAGACCCUCUCUGUGUCCAUCCAGCCACGGAAGCGGAAGCUGGCUGAGGAGAACCCCGUGGUCCCCGCGAGCCUGGUGCCUCUCGCUGUCCCAGAGGAGGACAAGGACUCGGAGGCCGAGGUCGAAGUGGAGAGCAGGGAGGAAUUCACCUCCUCGCUGUCCUCGCUCUCGUCCCCGUCCUUCACCUCGUCCAGCUCCGCCAAGGACCUGAGCUCCCCCGGUGUGCACGCCCCGGCCCCUGCCAGCUCCGCUCUGGACAACUCGGCCCACUCGGACGCCCCGGGUGCAGGUCUGGAGGCCGAGCUGGAGCACCUCCGGCAGGCGCUGGAGAGCGGCCUGGACACCAAGGAGGCCAAAGAGAAGUUCCUGCACGAGGUGGUGAGGAUGCGGGUGCGGCAGGAGGAGAAGCUGAGCGCCGCCCUGCAGGCCAAGCGGAGCCUCCACCAGGAGCUGGAGUUCCUGCGUGUGGCCAAGAAGGAGAAGCUGCGGGAGGCGACGGAGGCCAAGCGGAACCUCCGGAAGGAGAUCGAGCGGCUGCGGGCCGAGAACGAGAAGAAGAUGAAAGAGGCCAACGAGUCCCGUGUGCGCCUCAAGCGCGAGCUGGAGCAGGCGCGGCAGGUCCGGGUGUGCGACAAGGGCUGCGAGGCCGGCCGCCUGCGCGCCAAGUACUCCGCCCAGGCUGAGGAGCUGCCCAACCCGAGCUCAGAUCCUGCUUGCUUCCACCGGCCUCCAGACCUGGAGACAGGCGAGCCCUGGGCAGAGGUGUCCGGCCAGUUGGAGGUGGGCCCUCCUGCUCCCUGGCCUGGCAGCUUCAGCAAGCAAGAAAUAGCCUAA
Molecule: messenger RNA, 2460 nt
Organism: Echinops telfairi (small Madagascar hedgehog)
Lineage: Eukaryota; Metazoa; Chordata; Mammalia; Afrosoricida; Tenrecidae
Gene: SKI
Product: SKI proto-oncogene
Exons: 10
Coding region: 1-2460 (819 amino acids)
Biological process (GO): negative regulation of BMP signaling pathway
Cellular component (GO): nucleus
Molecular function (GO): SMAD binding; DNA-binding transcription factor activity, RNA polymerase II-specific; RNA polymerase II cis-regulatory region sequence-specific DNA binding
Source: RefSeq, a predicted model, not a curated record